AUGGUGAACGGUAUCUCCCUGAACAGUAUGUUGCUUAAAGGACCGGAUUUAGUGCAGCCACUCCCAGAGAUACUCUAUGGAUUUCGGGAGCGGAAGAUUGCCGUGGUAGGAGAUAUCAUGGAAAUGUUCCAUCAGCUAAAAAUGCGACGCGAGGAUCGAUACAGUCAGCUAUUUCUUUGGCCCGGUGAAUCUGAAGCUUCUUUAAAGACCUUCGUUAUCGACGUAGCAACAUUCGGUUCGACUAGUUCUCCGUGCUCGGCGCAAUUUGUGAAGAACUUGAACGCGGCCGAGCAUGCGGAGAAAUAUCCGAGUGCAGCAGAGGCGAUCGAGCGUCGACAUUACGUCGAUGACUAUCUACAAAGCUUUGACACCGAGGAAGAGGCGUGCCGGGUUGUUGAAGAAGUUAAGUUGGUGCAUCGGCUUGGUGGAUUUACUAUCCGGAACUGGCUCUCCAAUUCAAGUAAUGUUCUCCGACGGGUCGGGGAAACCAACUCUUCUACCGUGAAGAUCGUCGACAAUGGCGGUCCCCAAAUAGAACGUGUGCUGGGCAUGCAAUGGAUGGCGAGAGAGGAUGCUUUCGUUUUCUCCAGCGAUAUCGACGUGGGUGUGGUAAACCCAACCAAGCGGAGCAUCUUGCGCUGCGUAAUGAGCCAGUUUGACCCUCUGGGACUUCUCUCGCACUUCCUCAUCCACGGACGUAUUAUCAUCCAGGAUAUUUGGCGCACGAAAGCCGGAUGGGAUGAUUCAAUCGACGAGUCAAUUCUGGAGCGGUGGCAGCUCUGGACGGCCAAGUUCAAAGAACUGGAAGUGGUGAGAAUAUCGCGUGCCUAUUUUCCAGAGGCGACGACAGCGGAUAUCGAGGAUCUACAGAUACACAUCUUUGUCGAUGGUAGCGAAACCGCCUAUGCAUGCGUUGCCUACUUCAGGGCCACCAUCAAAGGAAAUGUCCGAUGUGCCCUCAUUGGGGGAAAGGCAAAGGUAGCGCCUCUUAAAACGUUAUCAAUCCCGAGACUCGAACUACAGGCGGCACUGAUAGGAUGUAGGCUUUCGAAAACGCUCUGUAACAGCCAUAACUUGCCGAUAUCACAGCGAGUAUUUUGGACCGACUCAAAAACGGUUCUCGCUUGGAUUCACUCCGACCAUCGUCGCUAUCGACAAUUCGUCGCUUGUCGAAUUGGAGAGAUUCUCUCUAAAUCUAACCCCGAAGAGUGGAGGUAUGUUCCAUCCAAAACGAACGUUGCAGAUGAUGCAACAAAGUGGGCAAACGGACCUAAUUUGAAAGCCGACAGCCGUUGGUUCCAAGGACCGGAGUUCCUGUGGAUGCCAGAAGAAUCCUGGCCAAGACAAGCUGAAUUCGAACCAACGGAUGCAGAAGCUAGGCCUUGUCACGUCCACCUGGUGGAGCAAAACGAUAUAGUCAUCGAUUGGAAUCGCUUUUCAAAGUUUGAAAGACUUCGUCGAACAGUUGCUUACGUCCAUCGCUUCAUUGACAACUGUCGGCGUAAGGCGGCGAAACAGCCGCUGCAAUCAUCGCAUAUAACAUACGAUGAACUCAACAUGGCAGAAAAUUCUUUGUGGCAAUUGGUGCAGCAAGCAGAGUUUCCAGACGAAAUACUCCAGCUCCGGAAAGCGAAUGAAGGACGGAUGAGGAAACAAAUUCGAACGAGUCGGCUCUACAAAUUAUCACCAUUCCUCGACGAGCGUGGUGUAGUUCGAAUGGAUACAAGGUUAUCCGGAGCAAUCUUUGUUCCCUACGAUACAAAAUUCCCAUAA
Messenger RNA from Armigeres subalbatus, 1773 nucleotides. RefSeq lists its product as uncharacterized. The transcript has a single exon. The record is from RefSeq and is a predicted model, not a curated record. Lineage: Eukaryota; Metazoa; Arthropoda; Insecta; Diptera; Culicidae. The coding region runs from base 1 to 1773 and encodes 590 amino acids.